AUGUCUCUAACGUACGAAAGCACUUCAUUUCAACCGCAGGCCUUAUCCACUGGAUUGCAUUCUCGAGUGACUAAGGAUCCCGAGAAUGCUCUUAUCAUAAACACGGCACCUCAAGGAAGGUCAGCUAAAAGGAAUGCACAACAGAUCAAUUACGCUGAAUUCGACAAUGUGGAUGAUUUUGAGUUUGAAGACACGCCAAGUUCUACUUUGAAUGCUAGUCUAGCAUCAGCCAAUGCCCAAUUUAAUGCUAAUACACAAAAACUUCUACUUAAACCAGCUAAGAUUAUACAUUCGGUGGUAGGAGGUGAAGAUGAGUCUCAAAAGCUACAAGAGCUUGUUCAUAAGCCCCAGGAAGAUAUACUUAUUCCUAUUAGAUUAGAUUUAGAAUAUAAUGCUGGUAAUUCCAAAUUAGUUGAUUUUUUCAUGUGGAAUCUUAAUGAAGCUUUAAUCACCCCAGAACAAUUUGCUACUUCUUUAUGCAAUGAUUUGGAUUUACCAGGUACAAUAAACCAAGAAAUUGUUGAAUCGAUAAACAAACAGAUUGAAGAUUAUAAUUUUGUAUCUACUUUACAACCUCCUAAUAAUGUGGAAAUUCAUGUUGUAAUUGAUUUGGCAGUCAGUUUGGAUAAAAAAUUAUAUCAAGAUAAGUUUGAAUGGGACUUAUAUCAAACCGAUGUCACCCCAGAAACUUUUGCUGAUAUCGUUGUUGCUGACUUGGGUUUAUCAUUAGAAUUCAAACCUGCUAUUUCCCAUUCUCUACACGAAGUAGUUCUUAGAUUAAAGAAAGAGAUUUCCGAAGGUACUUAUAAUCAUGAAUUACAAAAAUACCAACAAUUAGCCGGUUUGAUUUUUGAAAGUGGUAUAAGAAUUAGAACUGAAAGUAGUGUUCAUAAUGGAAAUAACCAUUGGGAACCAAUAAUUGAAGUUCUCACUCCUUGGGAAAUAGAAAAGAGAGAAAUUGAAAGAGAAAGAAAUAUUAGAAGAUUAAAGAGAGAAAAUAUGAGAAGAGAAGUUGACGAAUUCAGUAGUAACAAAAGAAGAGCUAUCAUGAGUAGGAGAAGAUAUGAUGAAUUAGAAGGUACUUGGAAAAACUAG
Hyphopichia burtonii NRRL Y-1933 is the source of this 1095-nucleotide messenger RNA. RefSeq lists its product as uncharacterized. NCBI's taxonomy places the organism in Eukaryota, Fungi, Ascomycota, Pichiomycetes, Serinales, Debaryomycetaceae. Gene Ontology annotation, cellular component: RSC-type complex; nuclear chromosome; nucleus. The record is from RefSeq and is a predicted model, not a curated record. Gene Ontology annotation, molecular function: transcription coregulator activity. The transcript has a single exon. Gene Ontology annotation, biological process: regulation of transcription by RNA polymerase II; chromatin remodeling. Bases 1 to 1095 code for a protein of 364 amino acids.